Messenger RNA from Soboliphyme baturini, 753 nucleotides. The record is from the annotation of a GenBank genome assembly. Lineage: Eukaryota; Metazoa; Nematoda; Enoplea; Dioctophymatida; Soboliphymatidae.
AUGCUUAUCGUAUUCAGUUUGAUCAUCAUACUGUUGUACAGCAUUGUUGCCUUCUCUCACCUUUAUCCGUUCAGGUUUAUCAUAGGAGCGAAACAGCUGAUUUUGACACCGAUCGCGAUUGGCCUGUGCAUAGCUAAGGUUCUGACCUCGACCCUAUUUGGAAUGAAAGCUACCGCUGAGAGAAAUCCGAAAAUGAUGGCCUUCAUUGUGUGGACAUCGCUAAACUUGGCCAUUUUCAACAUUAUAGCAGCGUCGACCAUCCAUGGACGUGUCCUUGGUUCACAGCAAUCGACCCUGACCAAUUCUCUCUGGAAGCUAAUGAUGACUUACGAAUCGAACGAUGAAUGGGCAAUUGAGCAGCUUAACAACUUGCAGCAGGAAUUUGAAUGUUGCGGAGUUCAGAAUCCUCAAAGUUGGCUAGAACUUAUUAGCCAAACUUCUAAAUGGUCUCAGGGUAUUCCGUGGAGUUGUUGUCGGUUAGAAAUGAAAAUCAGUUUACCCUGUUUGCAUUCCAAUUACUACCUGCUGCUUGACAAUCUCUACUUGAACGAGUCAACUAUUUAUGAGGAAGGUUGCGACACUGCCAUCAAUAAAAUGACAAACUCUUGGCUACGUCCAACUGCUUGGGGACUACUAGCAGUCGGAUUUGGUCAAUUGCUGGCGACCGUUCUCAUGACUUACCUGCAAACAUCUCUAAUAGAAAUGUACUUGAACGACAAAGACAAAGCUAAGGGUUACUUAUUCAAAUAUUGA